Molecule: messenger RNA, 1629 nt
Organism: Aspergillus clavatus NRRL 1
Lineage: Eukaryota; Fungi; Ascomycota; Eurotiomycetes; Eurotiales; Aspergillaceae
Product: putative acyl-CoA dehydrogenase
Exons: 4
Coding region: 1-1629 (542 amino acids)
Molecular function (GO): oxidoreductase activity, acting on the CH-CH group of donors; flavin adenine dinucleotide binding
Source: RefSeq, a predicted model, not a curated record
AUGUCCAAGACAUUUUCUAAGGACGAGGUGGCGUCGCAUAGCAAGCCCGACAACCUCUGGGUUAUCAUCGAUGAAGACGUAUACGACUUGACGAAGUUCCAAGACGACCACCCUGGCGGAAAGAAGAUUCUCUCCCGUGUUGCCGGAAAAGACGCUUCGAAACAGUUCUGGAAGUAUCACAAUGAGGGGAUUCUGAAGAAGUACAAGAGCCAGCUGCAGAUUGGAUCGUUGGAUUCCAAGAAGGCUGCUGCUGCGCCUGCCCCCGCUCCCGUCAAGGAGGCCCCUAAGCCCAAGGCGGCUGCGCCAGUCGAUGUGGUGGCUGCCAAGUCCGCAGCGCCCCUCGAUCCUUAUGGUGAACUGAUUCCCUUCUCGGAUCCCUCAUGGUACCAAGGCUAUCACUCGCCCUACUUCAACCAGACUCAUGCUACCCUCCGCGAGGAAGUUCGGCAAUGGGUAGAAACCGAAAUCGAGCCGUAUGUGACCGAAUGGGAUGAGGCCAAGCAGGUGCCCGACAAGAUCUACAAACAAAUGGGUGAGAGGGGUUACCUUGCCGGUCUCCUGGGUGUGAAGUAUCCCGUCAACCACACUCCCCACAGAGUGCAGUCGGUAGCGGCGGAGAACUGGGAUCUCUUCCACGAGAUGCUGCUUACGGAUGAACUAUCGCGUGCCGGCAGUGGUGGUCUGGUCUGGAAUUUGAUUGGUGGUUAUGGGAUUGGUUGCCCGCCACUGGUGAAGUUCGGCAAGAAGCCCCUGGUCGACAGAAUCCUGCCCGGCAUUUUGGCAGGUGACAAGCGCAUCUGUCUUGCCAUUACUGAGCCCGAUGCGGGCAGUGACGUUGCCAACCUGACAUGUGAAGCUAAGCUAUCCGCUGACGGCAAGCACUACAUUGUCAACGGUGAGAAGAAGUGGAUCACCAACGGUAUCUGGUCCGACUAUUUCACCACUGCUGUUCGUACCGGCGGGCCUGGCAUGAACGGAAUCAGUGUUCUUUUGAUCGAGAGAUCGGCUGGUGGCGUGAGCACCCGACGCAUGGACUGCCAGGGUGUCUGGAGCAGUGGCACCACCUAUGUCACCUUCGAGGAUGUCAAGGUGCCUGUGGAGAACCUCAUUGGCAAGGAGAACCAGGGCUUCAAGGUUAUCAUGACCAACUUCAACCACGAGAGAAUUGGCAUCGUGAUCCAGUGCGUACGAUUCGCCCGGGUCUGCUACGAGGAGUCGGUCAAGUAUGCGCACAAGCGUAGGACUUUUGGCAAGAAGCUCAUCGAUCACCCUGUGAUCCGCAUGAAGCUCGCACAUAUGGCACGUCAAAUCGAGGCUACCUACAACUGGCUCGAGAACAUCAUCUACCAGUGCCAGUCUAUGGAGGAGACUGAGGCCAUGCUCAAGCUAGGAGGUGCUAUCGCUGGUCUCAAGGCUCAGGCGACGACCACUUUCGAGUUCUGUGCCCGCGAGGCCAGUCAAAUCUUCGGUGGUCUCAGCUACAGCCGUGGCGGUCAGGGCGGCAAGGUUGAGCGGUUGUACCGUGAUGUUCGUGCCUACGCUAUUCCCGGUGGAAGCGAGGAGAUCAUGCUGGAUCUCAGCAUGCGCCAGAGCUUGCGUGUGCACCAGAUGUUUGGCAUGAAACUUUGA